This is a messenger RNA of Macrosiphum euphorbiae (potato aphid), 1149 nucleotides long. NCBI's taxonomy places the organism in Eukaryota, Metazoa, Arthropoda, Insecta, Hemiptera, Aphididae. The record is from the annotation of a GenBank genome assembly.
AUGGCCGACCAUGCUGGCAACAGCCAGGUGGCCGGCCCGUCCAACCGAGCCAUCCCGGAGUCGCCACUAGACAGUGACGAGUCGGAUAGCGACUCAGUGUCCGACUGUGGUAGCUCCGGGGGAAGCGUCACGCCCGUGCCUCGAAAACAGCCCUCGCUCGUCAACCGCACCCUCACGUUUUGGUUUCCGCUUCCAACAACCAUCAGCUGCCCACACGACGGUUGCCCGGCCAAGUUCCGGGUAAAACUGUGGACCAGUGCCAAACAAUCUGUCGUGCGGCACAUACGUGACCUACACGAGGAAGCGGACUCCACCGUGGUGCGAUGCGUCGGGUGUCGUUCGGUGCUCGGGAUACGGCCCGGGGCCCACAAAUGCAGGUUCAACAUUGAAGCCGCCGAGGACGUCGUCGGUCAGCACGCCUGCACGGUGGCCGGCUGCGAGAUGUCGUUCCCAACGAAGCAGGGCCUAGCAAACCACCUGCGCAACCACCGGCGGCAGGUCAUCGUCGAAGCCGCGGCCGUGCCCCUACCAUUACCGGCGACGAGGCAGCGGCUGCGGGCCAAUCCGGCCCCGAUUCCGACGCGCGGAGGUGAUGCUCAAGUCCCCGUGGUACAGACGGUGGACGUGCCAAGGAUACCGGCUGGUAACAGACCGCCGGACACAGGCGGUCCAGUCGCGGACGCGAGUGUCAGGACAGGAGGUGUACCAAGGAUACCGGCUGGUAACAGACCGCCGGCCACAGGCGGCACACUCCUGCCACCUACACCGAGAGCUGGGCCAAGGAGACCGGGCGGUAGCAGACCACCGGACACAGGCGGCUCAGCCUCAAACCCGACAGGUAGUGCGCCAAGGAUACCGGCUGGUACCAGACCGCCGGACACAGGCGGCGCACACCUGUCACCACAGCCCAACUUGCUCCCAACCGCCAUGAGGCAAGCGACACCGAUGAGGCCGCGCGGGGCCGGGGACAGACUGUCUCUCCCGCUGCCGCCUCACUCUCCGCUGCGCACUGAGUCGCCGAGGAACGAGGGCUACAGCAUUGUUGUUGCGAGCCCGGAGCUCUGGCGGCCGCGUGAUCCCUCACCGGUCGCUAGUGAUAGCUCCGCUUCGAGUGGCGCUGCGGCCGGAGAUGAUGGAAGAGGGCAGUGA